Hibiscus syriacus is the source of this 1393-nucleotide messenger RNA. Its product is annotated as mitogen-activated protein kinase 2-like. The transcript is spliced from 6 exons. Lineage: Eukaryota; Viridiplantae; Streptophyta; Magnoliopsida; Malvales; Malvaceae. Gene Ontology annotation, cellular component: nucleus; cytoplasm. Gene Ontology annotation, molecular function: ATP binding; MAP kinase activity. Gene Ontology annotation, biological process: protein phosphorylation; intracellular signal transduction. The record is from RefSeq and is a predicted model, not a curated record. Bases 172 to 1305 code for a protein of 377 amino acids.
UUUUUGCUGUGCAGAGAAACAUUACAACUACUAAAAAAAACCCAAAAUUGCCAACAAUGAUUCUCCAGAUAUAAACAAACCUAGUCUGAGUUUCUUUUUUUUUUACGUUAAUAACUUGGUUUCAAGGUUAGCAGGUGAAGAAGAGAAAGAAGAUAAAGAACAAACAUAAAAAUGAAGGAGAUUGGGAGUACAAAGCAGUCAAGCUCCGAGGGAAGCAGUGUGAAGGGAGUACUGACUCAUGGAGGAAAAUAUGUACACUACAAUGUGUACGGUAACCUGUUUGAGGUGUCCAGUAAGUACGUGCCUCCUAUUCGUCCUAUCGGUCGAGGUGCUAAUGGUAUUGUUUGUGCUGCUGUUAAUUCAGAGACGCGUCAAGAGGUUGCUAUCAAGAAGAUUGGUAAUGCAUUUGAUAACAUUGUGGAUUCCAAAAGGACUUUGAGGGAGAUCAAGCUUCUUCGUCACAUGAACCACGAAAAUGUCAUUACCAUCAAGGAUGUCAUCCGACCACCGAAGAAGGAGACCUUCAACGAUGUUUACAUCGUUUACGAAUUGAUGGACACCGAUCUUCAUCACACAAUCCGAUCCGAUCAACCAUUGAGAGAUGAUCAUUGUCAGUACAUUUUAUAUCAGCUGUUACGAGGGCUGAAGUAUGUACAUUCUGCCAACGUUUUGCACCGUGACCUUAAGCCAAGCAGUCUUCUUUUGAAUGCGAAUUGCGACCUUAAGAUCGCGGACUUCGGAUUGGCGAGGACCACGUCUGAAACAGAUUUCAUGACCGAGUACGUCGUCACUAGAUUGUACCGGGCGCCGGAGUUGCUCCUUAAUUGCUCGGAAUACACUGCUGCAAUUGAUAUGUGGUCUGUUGGUUGCAUAUUUGGAGAAAUUAUGACCAGAGAGCCCCUGUUUCCUGGCAAAGAUUAUGUUCAUCAGCUGAGACUCAUCACUGAGUUGAUCGGUUCACCGGACGAAACCAGUCUCGGAUUUCUCCGAAGCAACAACGCCCGAAGGUACUUCAGACAGCUCCCACAGUGCAGGAAGCAACAGUUUUCAGUUAGGUUCCCAAACAUGUCUGCUGCAGCUGUUGAUCUGCUAGAAAGAAUGCUCGUCUUUGACCCCAACAAACGAAUUACAGUUGAGGAGGCCCUUUGUCACCCAUACUUGGCAUCUCUUCACGAUACCAACGACGAGCCGGUCUGUCCUCGACCGUUCAGUUUCGAUUUCGAGCAACCAUCGUGCACCGAAGAUCACAUCAAAGAGCUUAUUUGGAGGGAGUCUGUGGAAUUCAAUCCAGAUCCAGCUCAUUAAGAGAUUCUCCUAUGGGAUGUUUAUGUAAAUUGUAGCGGGAAUCGACUUCGUUCCCUGGAAUUCCCUAUAUAUAUGAUGUUGUUCACCA